UCUGUGUAAUCUCGUGUUUCUUUUUACCAAUGUAUUCUAUCACCUAUGGGGUUUAGGGUGAAGAACUGAAAGACAUCAAAGUUGAGGAUAAAGAAGAAGAAGAAAAGAGGUUGGUGAGUGGAGAUCAGCAGUCUAUGGAGGAGGGGGAGAUGAUUACGGAAAGUAAACAGGAGAAAUCUUCUCUACAUAUAGACACAACAGAUGACCAUAAUGUCCGGAAUACGUCUGAGGAAUCUUCUGAUAAAUCACAUACCAGGACUCUAAGAUCUCACAGUAGAAAUACUUUAAUAGAUCCGUCUAUUCCCGAGGAAUCUUCUUCAGGGCAGGAAGCAGAUCACACAGAAGAGAGGUCAUUGUCAUGUUCAGUGUGUGGGAAACUUUUCACAAAAGAGAGAACUUCUUAAACACAAGAAAUGUCACACUGCUGAGCGUCCCUAUUCAUGUUCAGAGUGCGGGGCGUGUUUCACUAGCAAAUAAAACCUUCAUAUACAUCAGAGAAUUCACACAGGUGUAUGUCCCUUUCCAUGCUCAGUAUGUAGGAAAUGUUUCACUACCAAGCAAAAUCUACUUUCACACCAGAACAUUCACACAGGUGAGCGUCCCUAUUCAUGCUCCGAGUGCGGGAAAUGUUUCACUAGCAAACAAAACCUUCUUGCACACCAGUACAGUCACACAGGUGAACAUCCCUAUUCAUGUUCAGAGUGCGGGAAGUGUUUCACUAGCAAACAUAACCUUCUUAUACACCAGUACAGUCACACAGGGGAGCAUCCCUUCUCAUGUUCAGAGUGUGGGAAAUGUUUUACUAGCAAACUUAACCUUCAUACUGUAUACAUCAAAGAAGUCACACGGGGGAGCAUCCUUAUUCAUGUUCAGAGUGCGGGAAAUGUUUCCCUUAUAAAAGCACUCUUUGUAGACACCAGAAGCUUCACACAGGGGAGCGCCCCCAUUCAUGUUCAGAGUGUGGGAAAUGUUUUUUUCGGAAAAAUUAGCUACUUUAACAUCUUAAAAUGCACACAGGUGAACGUCCCUUUCCAUGCUCAGAGUGUGGGAAAUGUUUCACUGAGAAAAAAAUUAUUCUUAGACACCAAAGAAUUCACACAGGAGAGCGCUCUUAUUCAUGUUCAGAGUGCGGGAAAUGUUUCUCUGACAAAAUAAAUCUUAUUGCACACCAGACAUGUCACACGGGUGAGUUUCGCUAUUCAUGCUCAGAGUGCAGGAAAGGUUUAGCUAAUAAAAUAAAUCUUAUUAGACACCAUAAGCUUCACACGGGGGAGUGUCCAUAUUCAUGCUCAGAGUGCAGGAAAGGUUUCAUUAGAAAAGAUAAACUUAUUGUACACCAGAGAGAUCACACGGGUGAGCGUCCUUAUUCGUGUCCAGAGUGUGGGAAAUGUUUUAAAUGGAAAUUUUCAUUCGAUGAACACCAGAAGACUCACACGGGUGAGCGUCCCUAUUCAUGUUCAGAGUGCGGGAAAUCUUUCACACAGAAAGGAAACUUUGUGGAACACCAGAGAAUUCACACAGGUGAGCGUCAUUAUUCAUGCUCAGAGUGCGGGAAAUCUUUCACAUCGAAAGGAGGCCUUGUGAAUCACAAGAGAAUUCACACGGGUGAGCAUCCCUAUUCAUGUUCAGAGUGCGGGAAAUCUUUCAAUCAGAAAGAAAGCCUUGUGUAUCACCAGAGAACUCACAAGAGAUAACGAUCUUUCUCAUGAUCACAGUGGUGUGUUGGGGGAGGGGCGGAAUAUAUUGAAUGUUUUUCAGGUUCGGUUUGAUAGAUCUGAGUCUGCAGGGAUUGAAUUCUAGUAAUAUGAUCCUCUAAACAUACAGAGAUGACUCGGUCCCGCACUCACACAGACCGCACCAUACAACUAAACUGUGCUAAUACAUGGCCAGAUAUGACAAUACAUGGACAACACUUCUUAUUGGUUGAUGUUGGUUUCUGUACAUUAUUGUUCUUGUUAUGUUUUACUGAAGAAGCCGGCUUCUCAUUGGUCCAACCAAUAAUAAAUACACUUUAUGGUUUAUUAUCUUCAA
Molecule: messenger RNA, 2031 nt
Organism: Rana temporaria (common frog)
Lineage: Eukaryota; Metazoa; Chordata; Amphibia; Anura; Ranidae
Product: zinc finger protein 300-like
Exons: 2
Coding region: 1008-1694 (228 amino acids)
Biological process (GO): regulation of cytokine production; regulation of immune system process; negative regulation of transcription by RNA polymerase II
Source: RefSeq, a predicted model, not a curated record